AUGACGUCGUCUAAAUCAGCAUCAAGACCAAGAAUCACUGAAGAUGAAGUAAGGAAGAAUUUCAAAUCAAUGAUUGAUGAAUUCACUUCUCAUAAUCCUCCUACCUAUGGCAGAUAAUUCUAAAAGAUACUUUAAUUGAAGGAAGUAUAAUUUGAAGAAGGAAUCGUUGGUAGAUUAAUUUUCGUCAUAAAUAUUCCAAAUACACUUCGAAAUGCAUACAAUAUUGCACAUGGUGGAGCGAUUGCAGCAAUAAUAGAUGAUUCAACAUGGGCAACUGUUUAUGCGUUCACAGGCAAAUAUAUGUAUUCGAUGAAGCUGAUAACUGAAUUCAUUUCAGGAGUCCCUAUUGAGACAGAUCUAAUUUUUGAAAUUGAGGUAACUAAAGUAAGCAAGACUAUGGCUUUUACAGAGGCAAUAAUUAAAGAUGCAAAAACUAUGUAAACUCUUGGGAAAGGUGCUAAUGUCAUGGCUAUGCCACCAGAGAAAUCUCCUAAAUUAUGA
Stylonychia lemnae is the source of this 501-nucleotide messenger RNA. NCBI's taxonomy places the organism in Eukaryota, Ciliophora, Spirotrichea, Sporadotrichida, Oxytrichidae. The record is from the annotation of a GenBank genome assembly.